Molecule: messenger RNA, 1143 nt
Organism: Cladophialophora immunda
Lineage: Eukaryota; Fungi; Ascomycota; Eurotiomycetes; Chaetothyriales; Herpotrichiellaceae
Exons: 2
Coding region: 135-866 (243 amino acids)
Biological process (GO): transcription initiation at RNA polymerase II promoter
Cellular component (GO): nucleus; transcription factor TFIID complex; SAGA complex
Molecular function (GO): promoter-specific chromatin binding; RNA polymerase II general transcription initiation factor activity
Source: RefSeq, a predicted model, not a curated record
GCCUUGAUCUUGCAUGCAAGCGAACACCCUCAACCCCCCAUCACAAGGUGUUCGUGUCCGACAUCUUAGGGCAUCAUACCGUCACACUACGUCCUCCAGUCUUUAUUCUUUGAAUCUCAGAUGAUAAUACAGCCAUGUCAUCCCCCGGCGAAGCACCAGCAGGCGACACCGCCCCGCGAGAUCUUGAUGUCGACGCCGAAAUGGAAGAUGCAACUACCCAAGAUGCGCCAGCCAGGCCGGAGGAGAACGUUGACCAUGAUAUGACGACGCAGACGGACACACAACAGCCUCCCGCGACAGCGACAACAGCGUCGGGCCUAACGCACCAGAAUCGCAAGGAUGUGACGUUAAGAGAGUUUUUGAGCAAAAUGGAUGAUUAUGCGCCAAUUAUCCCCGACGCCGUAACGGCCCACUAUCUCACCCUUUCGGGCCUGCCACCCCCAUCCCCAUCCGACCCAACGGGAGCGAGUACGAAUACAACCCCCCUCCCGCUCGCUCGCCUCCUCGCUCUCGCAACCCAGAAAUUCGUCGCCGACAUCGCCGCAGAUGCCUACCAAUACUCGCGGAUCCGCAGUUCUAACAACGCAGUAAGCGGCCCGGGAAUUGCUAGCAUGGCCAUGGGCGGGGCCGGAGCGUCUUCGUUUGCAGCCGGCGCUGCUGGCGGAUCUGGAGGAGGGGGUGCCGGGGCAGGUGGCGCAGGAGGAAAGAAUCAGCAGAAUACAACGUUGGGGGUUCAGAGGAGCGGCUACGGCGGUGGAGGACAAGGUGGAAGUGCUCAGGGCAAGACCGUCUUGACGAUGGAGGACUUGGGCAUGGCAGUACAAGAGUAUGGGAUCAAUGUCAAAAGAGGGGAGUUCUACAGAUAACGCAGCGGCGGCAGGGUUCGCAUUGGGGUUUGGUAUUCUUGUUUCCUUCUUUUCCAUAGGGUGGUUGGUGGCAUGCAUAGCGCAUGGGAGUCGAAAUUCAUGGUAGUGGAAGGGACAGGCCGUUCCAUGAACAUCGGACGACAAAUGGUUGAUUUGAUUUGCACAACCAGCGGAUAUCAUCCGAGCUUCUUGUCAUAACGCAAGAUAUGAGCGCGUAUAAUCGACUAAGACCACAGCUUUCAAUGAACUGAAGCGUCCGCUUCCCAGACAAGUCUCC